AUGAUAUAUUUGCAUCCCGGUACAUAUGCUUUUGUUAAUAUCUUUAUCGCAUUUUUUUUAAUUUCUCCAACUCCGACUUUUCCCCUCUCCUCUUUAUUAAUAUUCGCCAUACCCAUAACGCCCACUUCAUAUUCUUUCUUUCUUUCCAUUUCUCUCAGACAAACCAUCAUACACCUUCCCUGUGCUCCAACCAUGGGCCGCCCCGUGGAGCCCGAGCAGAUCGAGCAGCCCCACACCGUCCGCCUGCCGCUCGAGCAGUACGGCCCCGCCCCCCAGCAGGGAUACUCCCUCAGCGGCAAGAUCAUGCUCAGCGCCAUCGUCAUCCUCUUUUUCGUCGUCAUCCUCAUGGUCUGCCUCCACCUCUACGCCCGCUGGUACCUUCUUCGCGCCCGCCGCCGCCGUCUCCGCCGCAACCACAGAAACCGCCGCACCCACAUCGUCUUUCACGAGGACGCCGCUGCCCUGUCCGCCGCCCCCACCCGCGGCCUCGACGCCUCCGUCCUCAACUCCCUCCCCGUAUUUGUUUAUUCGUCGAAAUUGGAUCAGACGGCGUUGUUUCAGCAGCAGCCGAUUUUGGAGUGCGCCGUCUGCUUGUCGGAAUUCGAGGACGACGAAACGGGGCGUUUGCUUCCGAAGUGUAAGCACAGCUUCCACAUCGAGUGUAUUGAUAUGUGGUUCCAUUCUCACUCCACGUGUCCCCUUUGCCGGGCCCCCGUGGAACUGAGCCCGGAGUCUGAAACCCGGCCCGACGUGCUUCUUAGUGUCUGUGAACCUGACGGAGGCGAACCGGGUCCGCGCUCCGAUUUGUGCUCGGAGUGUUGCAAUUCCGAGACGACGUCGUCAGGGGCGUGGAGAAAGCCGUCGAACAUCGUGGUUCCGAGAAGGAACGAGAGUUUCGGGAGGGGGGAGGACUCCGGACGCGGCGAAUCACCGGCAGGUCAGUCUUUUAGGUCGCCGAUGAGUCGGAUGUUGUCAUUUAGGAGAAUACUAAGCCGGGAAAGACGAAACGGCGGCGUUUCACCUUCGGGAGUAAACGCGGGGAGUUGCAGUUCGGUGGCCGAGUCGGAUAUCGAACUCGGUGGCCGACAAGGGACCACCGAGUGCACUAGGAGGGAGUAAAAAGAUGGUGACGUGGCGGUAAUUUUAUCGAAAUUUUGCGGGCAGAGACAUCCGGCGGCCAUUAGUCAGUCAAAUAGUCAAUGCCAAACGGGGCAAAUGUGGAAAUUAAAUUUACACGUGGCGCGAUUGUGGCAGUAGUGGAAAUUCUCGGUGUUUAUGGACGUGUAUAAAAAUUUUAUUUAUUUUUCCUUCA
This is a messenger RNA of Pyrus x bretschneideri (Chinese white pear), 1312 nucleotides long. Its product is annotated as RING-H2 finger protein ATL2. The coding region runs from base 1 to 1119 and encodes 372 amino acids. The transcript is spliced from 3 exons. NCBI's taxonomy places the organism in Eukaryota, Viridiplantae, Streptophyta, Magnoliopsida, Rosales, Rosaceae. The record is from RefSeq and is a predicted model, not a curated record. Gene Ontology annotation, biological process: protein ubiquitination.